This is a messenger RNA of Ziziphus jujuba (common jujube), 1481 nucleotides long. RefSeq names its product purine permease 21. Gene Ontology annotation, cellular component: membrane. Gene Ontology annotation, molecular function: purine nucleoside transmembrane transporter activity. Bases 154 to 1278 code for a protein of 374 amino acids. The transcript has 2 exons. The record is from RefSeq and is a predicted model, not a curated record. Lineage: Eukaryota; Viridiplantae; Streptophyta; Magnoliopsida; Rosales; Rhamnaceae.
GCAUCUGUUCUCAAGUCUCAAUGUAGAAAGAUCACCGAGAGAGUGAGAAAGGGAGAAAGAGAGCUAAAAAACGCUGCGUUUCCACCUCCUCCUAACCUCUUCACCACCACCUCUUUUUACCUGCCAGAAACUCAAAGCCUUCGGAUUUAUAUAAUGGAUCUAGAGAAAGAAUCAAACCCACAAAACCAAAAUUCAACAAACUUCAGUGGGAGAAAUUGCAAAUGGUGGAUAAAAAUGGUGAUGUCUAUGGUGUUUGUGUUGGCUGGUCAAGCUUCAGCAACCCUUCUGGGAAGAUUGUAUUAUGCUAAAGGUGGACAAAGACAAUGGAUUGCAGCUUUUGUCCAAACUGUGGGUUUCCCAAUACUCCUUCCUUUUUAUCUUCUAUCUUCUUCUUCAUCCCCAAAUUCCACAACCAGUGGUAACACCACCAACCAAACAAAAUCACCCUCUUUCUUAGCCCUCACAAUGGUCUAUGCUAUUCUUGGUUUUCUUAUAGCUCUGAGCUCUUUCUUAUCCUCAUAUGGCCUUUCAUACCUCUCAGCUUCCACUUUCGCAAUCAUUUUUGCAUCCCAAUUGGGUUUCACAGCUCUUUUUUCAUUUUUCUUAAAUUCCCAAAAAUUCACUCCUUUCAUUAUCAAUUCCUUAAUCCUCCUCACAAUCUCCUCUGUCCUCCUUGCUUUUCAACCAAGUUCCUCAUCACUCGCCGGGGUUUCAAAAGCAAAGCAUGCAAUUGGGUUCAUUUGCACUGUUCUUGCUGCAGCAGGGACAGCACUCAGUCUUGCUCUCUCACAGUUCUUCUUCAGGAAAAUUAUCAAAAAGGAAAAUUUUUCAGCUGUUUUGGACAUGAUUUUCUUUGAGUCAUUCUUUGCGAGCUGUAUGAUUUUGAUUGGGCUUUUUGCUAGUGGUGAGUGGAAGGGGCUGCGCGGAGAAAUGGAAGGGUAUGAAUUGGGGAAAGUUUCCUAUGUAAUGACUCUUACAUGGACUGCAAUUUCUUGGCAACUUUUCCAAAUUGGUGCAGUGGGGCUGAUAUUUGAAGUAUCUUCUCUGUUCUGCAAUGUUAUGAGUGCUUUGGGAUUGCCUCUGAUUCAAGUAUUUGCCGUGAUCAUUUUCCAUGACAAAAUGGAUGGUCUAAAGGUUGUGGCAAUGAUUUUGGCCAUUUGGGGAUUUGUUUCUUAUAUUUAUCAGCACUAUAUUGAUGAGCACAAGUCCAAGACUAGUAAUAGUACUGAAAAUAAUGCAAAUGCUAAUGGAGUCGUAGUUACAAAACCUCCUGUGUGAUAUUUAGUAGGUCAUCAGAAAUGAAUAACAUGCAGUAGAAAUGGGUAUUUCUUACCCUUUUUUUUUUUCAAAGAGGUCGUUUUCUCUUGGUUGGUAGAUGCUUUAUAUACCAGCCAUCAUAUGUAAUUAAGGAAAGUAUUUGACAAAGUUUUUGACUAAUAUCAUCUUAAUCAUUGAAUCAAAAUAUUUAAAAAAUGUGUAAA